UCUCGCCCAUGCCAUUCCUACAUGAAUAGAAUGGAUGUGAACUUCUGAAUAUCGGUUAUGGCUCUGUCAUGGAAUUCAAACCUAGUGUCUUUUGUGAAGUAGGACGCGUAUCCAGACCAUGUUGGAUUGAAUGGCAAUGUACCACGGUCAGACAUGCGAGUCGUGUACGACCAACAGUCGUCGCGUUUGCAAUAUCUUGUGAUAAUAAAGGCUCGCAUAGCCUAGUGUGAUAUCAUUUACUCAUUAAUUAGCUAGGCCUAGCUGAUAACAGAGUACAGCCGUCGAUGCGGUACUGAGCACAAAGCAAACCUCUUGUACAUAGGUUAUCCAGGCCUGUAAGAAUUCGCUAUUGUAACGAGCUUUCCGAGUGUCGUUCAACAGGAUGAACAUGCAUCGUCUUUAAUUGUUAAUUGGAAGCUUCGUUUCAUAUCCCCUUCUGAUGCAGAUCAUCUUAUCGUGGGAUGAAUUGGAAGAGAAAUCGCUCUUUACCCAGGCCACCCGUCCAGCUUUCUUGGAAAACGACGGUUCUCUUCCCGAGACAUUAGACAAGGUCCGUCUACCCGAGAACUUUGAGUCCUUGAAUCCAGCAGAACAGCAGAAGGCGAAAGCACUGCACCAAGCACAGACACUAUAUAAUCUCUACCUAGCGUGGUCACGACAAGUCAACCCUCUGGUCUUCGAAGCUAUUCAGAGCCAAAAGACACUCCGUCAUCAAGUCAGUGUUAUCCCGGGAUUGACGAUAAUGGACUAUGAGCCAUGCCUCAACAAUCUUCUUAGAGACAUACAGAAAGAGUGGCCGAGUAUAGUCGGGUCAGAGUUGGAUGGAGCUUCAUCAAUACCCUGCCCGUUGCAGUUCUCAGCGGAUGAAGUGCAGGACGAAGAACGGGAUGAGGAGCUGUGGGCUCAAGGCGUGAGGCUCAUGGAGGAAUUUACGAGCGACACGGUGUGCUUUAAGCAUUGGGAUGGGAGGGUUAAUGAACAGGAUUACGAGCUAUUGAGGAAACAGCUGGAUGAUGGGGUGGAGAGGUUUCUGCAGCGUGAGGCAAGCAGUGAAGAGGAGCGGAGGGAGUGGCUUGAAGCUAUACAGUUUGUGGAUUAAAAGGAUCCAUCUCUGAUGUGAAUAAACUUGCAGGUGAUGGUUGAGUACG
Molecule: messenger RNA, 1148 nt
Organism: Aspergillus caelatus
Lineage: Eukaryota; Fungi; Ascomycota; Eurotiomycetes; Eurotiales; Aspergillaceae
Exons: 1
Coding region: 440-1099 (219 amino acids)
Cellular component (GO): mitochondrion
Source: RefSeq, a predicted model, not a curated record